This is a messenger RNA of Pantherophis guttatus, 809 nucleotides long. RefSeq names its product succinate dehydrogenase complex assembly factor 2 (gene SDHAF2). The record is from RefSeq and is a predicted model, not a curated record. Gene Ontology annotation, biological process: mitochondrial respiratory chain complex II assembly; protein-FAD linkage; tricarboxylic acid cycle. Gene Ontology annotation, cellular component: mitochondrion. Lineage: Eukaryota; Metazoa; Chordata; Lepidosauria; Squamata; Colubridae.
AUGCGCGAACGAGCUCUCUAUGGCUAGCUGAAGAAAGAAAGCGCAUCCUGGUUCGCGUCACCUUGUACGUCUAUGGUCGAGAGCGAACGAUAGAGUAGCUCGGGGAGAAAGGCAGGAUGGCGGCUCUAAUGGUUCGGCGCUUCUUGCUGCUGCCCGGCUGUCUCUCCCGCUCGCCCAAGUGUGGCUACCGCGGGGAUUCUCCGUCUGAUUCUGGGAAGGACCUGCUGGAGAUCCCGCUCCCUCCCUGGCAGGCUCGGCCACACGAGCCCCUGGCGAGCAAGCGCGCCAGGCUCUUAUACGAGAGCCGCAAGAGAGGCAUGUUGGAGAACUGCCUGCUGCUCAGGUGGGCGGAGCGGUUUUGCUUCUCUCCUUCCCAGCCGGCGUACAGUUUAUUUGCCAAAGAGAAUCUGAAUCAAAUGAAUGAACAACAACUGGACCUUUAUGACCGCCUAAUAAAUGAGCCAAGCAAUGAUUGGGACAUAUACUCCUGGGCAACAGAAACAAAGCCUGCUCCAGAAAUCUUUGAGAAUGAAAUCCUACAGAUGCUUAGAGAGUUUACUAAAAACAAGCACAGAGAGAAGAGACUACGACAACCAGAUCUGGAAUAUCUUGCUGAAGGCUCCCACUGAUCUUGUGUGCAUUUCCAUAAAUGCCCAGUUCGGAGAAUCCUUUAAAAUGUAGAAUCAUAUUUGUGCUUCAUGGGCUCCUCUUAAACUAUGUUAUGCCUAAUCUGCGAAUUCUCAUAUAAGUAGCUAUUUUUUCUGUAUUGUACUGCUCUGAAAUAAAGCUGCUUUUUUUCCUCGACAGAA